AUGGCUGCCUCGGCGGCGGCGGGUUCUUGUCCUGGUUUGUGCCCGAGCUUUGCUGUUGUUUGCUCAUUUCUGGAGCGCUAUGGCUCUGUUCUGGAUUUGCCCGAACUUACUUUUCCGCAGCUGGAGCGAUAUCUACAGGAGACUUCGACAGUUCCUAAACUUUUAGUGGAGCUUCAUGUAAAGUUGCUGAGAAAAAUUGGGAAGUCUGUAUCAUCAGAAAGAUGGGAGAAGUAUCUGGUGAAGGUGUGUCAGGAAUUCAACAGUACCUGGGCUUGGGAAUUAGAGAAGAAGGGGUAUCGGGAGAUGACUGUUGAAUGCAAGGCAGGAAUCCUCAAAUACCUAUGUGAGUGCCAGUUUGAUGACAAUGUCAAGUUCAAGACCACCAUCAAUGAGGAGGAUCCUGAUAAGAUGCGACUACAGCCUAUUGGUCGAGACAAGGAUGGUCUUAUGUACUGGUUUCAACUGGACCAAGAUCAUAACGUACGUGUUUAUGUGGAGGAACAAGAUGACCUUGAUGGAUCCUCCUGGAAGUGCAUUGUAAGGACACGGAAUGAACUGGCUCAGGCAUUGGCGCUAUUAAAAACCCAGAUUGAUCCAGCAUUAUUGGCCAAAAAGGAACCAGAUAAUGGAUCUGCCAGCACCAGUUCAAGCCCAGAGGAAGAGGAAAACAGGGAUGCAUGUGUUGAAGGGCAUGUGAAAAAGAAAGAAAGCCUAGAAGAAGCUUCAGAAGAUGGUAAGUCAUGCAAGGAUGCUGUGUGUUCAGUUUCUUCAGAAGAUGGAAGUAUGGGAAAGCCUCUUCUGGAAGAAAUGGAGAACUUGAAGCAAGAAGACCUCACAGAGUGCAAACGAGCACCUGUGAAAGCUGAAGAGAGCAAAGAUAAAGAGGAAACAAGCAAACUGGGAACAGUGAAAGGACAACCUUCAGUAGGCAUUAAUAUCCAAGCUGUUAGCACCGCUGUUAAAGAAGAACCAAAAGAACAGUCCAUAAAUGCCAAGGGUGACACCCCGAGUGUGAAAUUGAUGGAAAGAACCACAGACUAUUUGGAUAGCACCAUAAAGUCAGGAGAUCUUGACGAAAUGAGGAAGAAGACAGCAGAGGAAUUCCAGAGGGCUAUGAGGAGUGACCAGCAGGCUAAGAUUCCCCUAAAGAAGAGGGAGAUGAAACUGAGUGAGGAUUUUGAUAACAGCAAUGUAAGCAUGUGUGUUGUCUUCCGAAACCGUAAUGCCAGUUCAGCCAAAGAGCCACCAGAAGAGACUGGAAAGGACAAGGAGGUUAUCAGUGUGUAUUCUAGAAAGCUGAUGGAAGACGCAAAAGACCAGAAUAAUGGAGAAGUUAGACCAGUCCAUGAAAAAAAUAAUGCAAAUAAAGAUAACACUUUUCAUACAGAAAGACCUAAAGAAAAUAGCAUAAAACAAACAGCCCAGGUUGAGGACAUAUUUUCAGAAGAUGGCAAAAAGGGAAGGCUGAGUUCACCCAAAGUGGAAGAGAUGAUUGAGAAGCAGCAGGUCAACCAACCCAAGGAACCUGACCAACUGAAGACCAUUACAGCAGUUGGGGAAACAGAUGCUUUGUUUGGCUUGAAAGACACAAAAGUAAGGGGAAAAGAAAAUGUAUCUGGCUGGGUUGCCACUGCAGUACCCGAAAAGGAAACACAAGCAUCUAGUGUCAGAGGAGUACAAGAAAAAGAAACCUCUUCAGCCUUCAGUUCAACGGCAGCGUAUGGCACGGAGGCCGCGCACGACACGGAGGCUGUGACAGCGCACGGCAUGGAGGCCGGACCUGCCUCCGAUGCGGCGGCAGCGCACGACACGGAGGCCGCACCCUCGCACGACACGGAGGCCGCACCCUCGUCCGACGCCGCGGCAGCGCACGACACGGAGGCCGCGCCUCAGUCCGGCGCAGCGGCAGCGCGCGACACGGAGGCCGCCCCUGAGUCCGGCGCAGCGGCAGCGCGCGACACGGAGGCCGCCCCUGAGUCCGGCGCAGCGGCAGCGCGCGACACGGAGGCCGCCCCUGAGUCCGGCGCAGCGGCAGCGCGCGACACGGAGGCCGCCCUGACGGCAGCGCGCGACACGGAGGCCGCGCCUCAGUCCGGCGCAGCGGCAGCGCGCGACACGGAGGCCGCCCCUGAGUCCGGCGCAGCGGCAGCGCGCGACAUGGAGGCUGUGGUAGCAGCGUCGGAAGUGGCGGCAGCAGCGCACGGCACGGAAGCGGCGUCGGAAGCGGCGGCAGCAGCGCACGGCACGGAAGCGGCGUCGGAAGCGGCGGCAGCAGCGCACGGCACGGAAGCGGCGUCGGAAGCGGCGGCAGCAGCGCACGGCACGGAAGCGGCGUCGGACGCGGCAGAAGCAGCGCACGCGCACGGCUCGGACGCGGCGGAAGCAGCGCACGGCUCGGAAGCAGCGCACGGCUCGGACGCGGCGGAAGCAGCGCACGGCUCGGAAGCAGCGCACGGCUCGGAAGCGGCGUCGGACGCGGCGGAAGCAGCGCACGGCUCGGAAGCGGCGUCGGACGCGGCAGCAGCAGCGCACGGCUCGGACGCGGCGGAAGCAGCGCACGGCUCGGAAGCGGCGUCGGACGCGGCGGCAGCAGCGCACGGCUCGGACGCGGCGGAAGCAGCGCACGGCUCAGAAGCGGCAUCGAACGCGGCGGCAGCAGCGCACGGCUCGGACGCGGCGCACGGCUCGGAAGCGGCGUCGGACGCGGCGGCAGCAGUGCACGGCUCGGACGCGGCGGAAGCAGCGCACGGCUCGGACGCGGCGUCGGACGCGGCGGCAGCAGCGCACGGCUCGGAAGCGGCGGCGUCUGACGCCUUGGGAGCAUGCAGCACGGAGGCGGCGGCAGCGUCUGACGCCUUGGCAGCAUGCAGCACGGAGGCCGCGGCAGCGCACGGCACGGAGGCCGCUCAUGCGUCGGACGCCUUGGCAGCAUGCAGCACGGAGGCCGCGGCAGCACACGGCGCGGAGGCCGCUCAUGUGUCCGACCUGGCGGCAGCGCACGGCGCGGAGGCCGCUCAUGUGUCCGACCCGGCGGCAGCGCACGGCGCGGAGGCCGCUCAUGUGUCCGACCCGGCGGCAGCGCACGGCGCGGAGGCCGCUCAUGUGUCCGACCCGGCGGCAGCGCGCGGCACGGAGGCCGCUGUAGUACAAGAGAAAGAAGCAACUCCUGCUUCAGAAGAUAUUGCUGUACAGGACAUGAUGGUAGCCUCUGUUUUACAGGAGACAGGUGCAGCUCCUGUGUCCAAUGUCGCUACCAUGCAAGACAUCAAAGCAACUUUUGUUUCGGAUCCUGCUGUAGCACAAAACACGGAAAAAGUUCCAGCAUCCCUUACUACUAUAGUACAGGAGGUGGAAAUGUCUUCUGCUUCUCAGUCAGCUGAAGGUGAGGGUAAGGAAAAGACAUGUUCUAAAAAUGCUUCUGCUUCAGAGGCUUCACUGGGGGGAAAGGAAACUCUUUUUGGCUCUGAGAACACUACAAUGAGGAAACGGGAAAUGACUCCUUGCUUUGAAGCCAGUGUAUUAAGGGAAAAUGAAAUCGCCUCUGUCUCUGACACUGUAAUAGACACAAGGAAAGUUGGUUUCAGCGCUGAGGUUGCUCGAGAAGGCAAAAUGGUAAAGGCUGCUGGCUCAGGUUCCACUCUUGAAGGGGAUACAGCUUCUAAUGGGGGUGCUAGUGCUGAGAUCAUGACACUGAGAAAAAAAGAAAAUGCAGCUGGAAUUAACACCUCAGUACAAGACGAAAAGGAGAAAUUCUCUACUGAAGAUGCUUCUAGCCUUCAUGCCACCAAAGUAAGUGAUAAUACACAAACGUGUACAGAAUAUAGUGCUCAUCCUCAUGCUGCAGCUGGAAAAAUGGAAUCCAUUACGGAGUCUUCUGUAGCAGGAAGGAAAGAGGAAUUGGAUCCCAUGAAAGCUCAAAUUUCAAGUGCAAUACUGCCUGUGGUCUCAGAAGAAAUAUCUGAGGAUGUAGCGAUAAAGCAUCCCUUGAACGAAGGCAGCCAAGUGGAACUAAUGGAAAUCAGUGUGAAGAGUUCUGCUGGUGUUAAUGAGGAGAUGGAGCAGAUUCUUGGUGCAAGCGGAGGUUAUUCUGAUGGUAAAGUACUAAAGAUUGCAGAGGAAGAAGAGGAGUCAACCACAGAACCUGUUCGGAUUGAGCAUAACAGGCCUUCUAUGGGUGUUCUCAUGGACAGAACUGUUGCAGCAACCUUUUCUGAGGCAGAAAAAAACUCAUCUGGACUUAAUUCCUUGUCUAUGAAACCCAGAAUGUCGGAGGAAAAAAUUCAGAACACUGAGAGUCCAGUAAAAGAAGGUACUUCAGAAGAGGAGGUAAAACAGUUUAAAGGAUCAGAAAACUCGCAUCAGGCAGAGCACAGAGAAGCUGAAGAAACAAAGGAUGUGGUCAAAGAAAAUGAAAAAUGGAAGGGGCAAGAAUGUGACAACCAGCCGGAGGACAAAAAACUGGCAGAUGCAUUACUGAAGGAAACUGAAGGAGGAAAUGAAGUUUCUUCCCAAAUUCAGGAAGAUGGCAUCCGUUUGAAGAUUCGCCUUCCGAGCCACCGUAGGACAGUGGAGAUCCAGAAAGACUCAGAACUGGAAGUAGCUGAUGGGAGGUCUCUGAGGAGGUCACCCAGGAUUUGUCGACCAACAGCCAAGUUGGUUGAAAUUCAGGACAUGAAAUUGGAGAAGAGGCAGACAGCAGCAUCUGUGGUGAAAGAAGAGGGGCAGGAUGAAGAUCAUGAAAAAGAAGAGAAGCCAGCCCAAAGAAAGCAGAGGGAUCGGAAAAUUGAUCCAGAUAGCCAGCCUAAGUCUACAAAGGGAAGACGACGGCAGCGACGAGCCAGGUGGUCCAACACGCGAACAAGGUGGCGCAAAACAAAGGGUUCUAGCGAGGAGGAGGAUGAGGAGGAGGAAAGCGAUGAUGACGAUGAUGAUAGUGAUGAAGACUAUAAGGUGGAGAAAGACAGGAAGAGAAACAGGAACAAACAGAAUAAUGACACAGACACAUCCAUCACCUCCUCUUCAGGUGAUGAGAUCCCAAACGAUGAUCCUUGUAAGCACUGUGGCUUGCCCAACCACCCUGAACUGAUCUUGCUCUGUGACUCCUGUGACAGUGGUUAUCACACAGCCUGCCUGAGACCACCCCUCAUGAUCAUUCCUGAUGGCGAGUGGUUUUGUCCACCUUGCCAACAUAAACUGUUGUGUGAGAGGCUAGAGGAGCAGCUACAGAAUCUGGAUGUGGCCCUGAAGAAGAGGGAACGAGCAGAACGAAGGAAAGAGAGGCUCCUGUAUGUUGGGAUCAGUGUUGAGAACAUCAUCCCUCCUACUGAGGUUGGAAUAGAGGAGGAAAAACGUGAGAAAGAAGAAGAGAAGGGGGAAGAGGUGUAUAAGAAAGAAGUAAAAAAGAGCAGAAAUUUUGGGAGGCGGUCAACCCGUACCAGGAAACAUAUAAGCUACAGGUUUGAUGAGUUUGAUGAGGCCAUUGAAGAGGCAAUUGAAGAGGACAUCAAAGAGGCAGAGGGCGGGGGCGCGGGCCGAGGAAAAGAUAUGUCCACAAUCCUGUCAGAGGAAGGCAAGGAGAAUGGUCGGCCGCCUAAGGCCAACCCCACACCCCGCAGGAAGAAGCGACGACGUCUCAACGACCUGGACAGUGACAGCACUAUGGAGGAGGAGGAGAGCGAGGAAGAGUUCAGGCUCAGUGACAGUACCGAGGAAGAUGAUUUUGUGGUGUCAGAUAAUGAUGUGGACAGUGAAGAAGAAAUCCAGUCCAACGACAGCGACUUUGGCAGCAAUGGGGAGAGCCCCCGUUAUGUGUCAUCUCGGUCAACGAAGUCUGUCAGGCGACAGAGGAACUCUCAACGAUCACAACGCCAGCAGCGUCGGCGAAGAGGGUAUUCAGAUGAUGAAGAGGAAGAGGAGACCGAUGAAGAGGAAGAAGAGGAAAUGGUGACUGAGGCCUCUAGUGAUUUCAGUCCCAGUGACCUGGACACAUGGCGCCGUCGCUCCCGCAGAAGCCUAAAGCGACAAGUGAAUUACUGUGAGACAUCAGACUCAGAAGGCUCCCAGGGGGCCAAUAGGGACCGGCCCAAAAUACCAUCACGCCGUCGUCGGCUCUCCACCUCUGAAAGUGAAGGAAGCUUUUGUUCCAAAGACUCUGAAGAGAAGGGGAAGAAGAAGAGAAGCAGGCUAAUGGAUGUCUCAUCAGAGGAAGACUCUAGGAAGAGACGACAGCAGUUAACACUUAAACGGAGCAGAGGGUCUGAAGAUGAUGAUGAUGAUGAUGAUGAUGAUUCGGAUAACUCCGAGAUGGAAGAGGAACGACCUGUCCGCAAAAGGGUUAACCGCAUUGACUCAGAUGAUGACGAUGAAGAGGAGAACAAGGUAUCCAUGGAGAAGCCUAUGGGCAGCAUGGAAAGAAGGCCCCACCAAGUUCCAACUGAUGAUGAAGUAGAAGGGGUAGAGGGUGUACUGGAGAAAGAAACAAGCCCCCUAGACUAUGGCUUGGUGGAGCUGCCCUCUGCCAACGGACAAAGCCCUAUUAAAGGCCUGGAGGGCCUGAUUGCCCGGGGCCAUGUGGGGCCCAAGAAUGGUGGGCCAACUCUGCCCCCAGCCAUGCUGGCACCCAAUGGCAUGGCUCCUCAGGAGAUCCUGCCGCAGGAAGAUGAUGAGGAUGACCUGUUGGGAGUGACGGACCUUGUGGACUACGUGUGUAACAGCGAAGCAUUAUAAGGCCCUUGACCGUAUUAUUGUUUUCAUUAAUGUUUUGUCCCCUCUAAAUUCCCAUCCUUCAGGACAGUUGCCAUCUAUACUUGCUUGUCUUCCGUCUUCCUUCCCCUCCUGCUGCCAGUAUAAACUGGAGCCCCAAGUGAAGUUAGGUGUCAUUAAUGGCAUCACCACAAAGAACAGUGGGUUACCAGGGGCAGGGGGUGAUUUUCUUAACGCACUUGUGCGAUCCUCUGCUGGAUUUUACGGACACAGGCUCACAGCCAAUUCUCUUCGUUACUCUUUGUAUUACCAUUCUGAUGAAGACAGGUCUGUUAUUUUUAUUCCUUA
This is a messenger RNA of Scleropages formosus (Asian bonytongue), 7050 nucleotides long. It is a transcript of the gene rsf1b.1, whose product is annotated as remodeling and spacing factor 1b, tandem duplicate 1. The record is from RefSeq and is a predicted model, not a curated record. Bases 1 to 6726 code for a protein of 2241 amino acids. Gene Ontology annotation, cellular component: RSF complex. Gene Ontology annotation, molecular function: histone binding. Lineage: Eukaryota; Metazoa; Chordata; Actinopteri; Osteoglossiformes; Osteoglossidae. Gene Ontology annotation, biological process: negative regulation of DNA-templated transcription. The transcript is spliced from 17 exons.